Molecule: messenger RNA, 1019 nt
Organism: Suillus subalutaceus
Lineage: Eukaryota; Fungi; Basidiomycota; Agaricomycetes; Boletales; Suillaceae
Exons: 6
Coding region: 195-1019 (274 amino acids)
Source: RefSeq, a predicted model, not a curated record
ACUAUUGCUGGAUGGCGCGCUCGUCUUGUGGGCUGGCUCUGCUGCGUGCCUAUUUAGAACACAAACGGUCAACUAUAGAGAUGCAGUCGCAACUACCACACUGGCUACUGGAAUGAUGUCACGACAUAGUAUCACUGCAAUACAGGCCGGAUGCUGGACUCCUUUGGUGCUCUGGAUCGCUGUGCGUAUGUUGAAUGGACACUUUCUAUCGUCUCAUAUCGUUUCCGUGGACAUCUGCACUCCGUCAUCGUACUUUGUCGUAUUUCCUGCUUCAUCCACUACGGUUUUGUGAUUUAAACGAGUCUUGUUUCAUUGCCCUAUAUAGACGCUACAGCACGCUUCAUGGAAUGGGAUAUGGGUAUACUACUUUAGUUGGAGUAUAUACACUCCCGCUCGUCACUCAAUACUUGGAACGAACGUUGCCCCGAGCCCAGUUUGGGACGUACUCAAGCGCUCUCGAGGCUGUUAUCGUUAGCGUGCAUAUCAUGCCUCUUGCUGGAUCUCCCUGGUGCUAUCACAUGUCGCACAAAAUGGUCGACCCCUUCGACUGGGUGAAGGACAGUCUGUCGUAUGAGAGCUUUGGCAGUACUCUUCCUCGGAACCAUUACAUGCCAUUCCGUGCCUUCAUCGUUGAAGCCGAGAUAUCACCAGUGGGGAAACACAGCGAGUUGCUUCUGAGGUGGGGCAAUAGCAGAGGGAGGAACACUCUUCUGGUCGUCCUUGACUGCUCCCUCCUGGAGUCAGGAGGGCACAUGGACGUAAUUAAGACCUCUCAACUUUUACCCCCGCACGUUGUCCUCCGAUCAGCAAGAAUACAUACGUCACUACCGAAAUUUACGUACUCAUUUAGAAAAAGAACCCAAAUAGGGGCUCGAGAGGCGGCUCACGGCGAGGACUUUAUAUGCGGUACCGUAAAAACUCAACUGACCAUUAAGCUGCGCACGCAGCAGAGGAAUAUUAAUCUCCUGAUGCCUAUAAACAAAUUGUCACCUUUACGGCGCAAGCAAGCGCCACCGUGA